This is a messenger RNA of Thalassophryne amazonica, 1325 nucleotides long. RefSeq names its product receptor-type tyrosine-protein phosphatase beta-like. Gene Ontology annotation, molecular function: cadherin binding. Bases 582 to 1325 code for a protein of 247 amino acids. Gene Ontology annotation, biological process: angiogenesis. NCBI's taxonomy places the organism in Eukaryota, Metazoa, Chordata, Actinopteri, Batrachoidiformes, Batrachoididae. The record is from RefSeq and is a predicted model, not a curated record. The transcript is spliced from 8 exons.
GUGGCCUGGCGGUGACAUCCAAGACCUGCAGGAGCCUGGGCGUUUCCUGGCACGCGGGUCCAGGCAGGACUCAACGCUUCAGGCUGCAGCUGUGGGGUCCAAAUCCCGCCGUUCUGCUGAAGAAUGAAACAUUGGAGAGCACCACCACACGUCACAACGCUCAUGAACUUGAUUCCAGGCCGGUUGUACAAUGUUACCAUGGUGACCGAGGCUGGCGGUCUGCAGAACAGCAGGACAAUCGAAGCACGGACAGCGCCCUCUGCUGUUUCAAACCUCACCGUGGACUACAACAACAGCACCAGCAACCGUUUGCUGUUGUCGUGGCAACAGCCUGAAGGUGACCUGGACUCAUUCACCAUCAGGCUGUGGUCCAGUGAGACUAUCCGUGGGGAGUUCAAUCUUUCGGCAGACACCACACAGAUCAGCCUCGAUCAGCUGACCCCAGGCUCGGCCUAUCAGGUCACAGUGACAUCGAGGAGCGGCGAACUGAAGAACCAAUCAGAACUGACCGUCAGGACAGCUCCGGCAGCUGUCUCCGCCCUCUCCUUGUCUCCAUCCUCUGACAGCCUCUACUGACUUGGAUGCCUCCUGAUGGCCACUGGGAGAACUACAGGCUGCUCCUGUUUGAUGGUGUCCAGCAGUUAGCCAACGUCACACUGGAUCAGGACGCGGUUAACUUCACCUUCCCGGCAACGCAGCUAACCCCUGGAAAGCUUUACAGAGCUGUGCUGAGGGUGGAGAGUGGAGGACUGAGUACAGAAGUAGCUGCGAGGGAUCAACAGUUCCUGCUCCGCUCCGUCUUAAACCUCCACAUUCGCCACUCAGACGAGACCUCUCUGAGCGCCAUGUGGAGCCAUGCCCCUUUGGGUUUACGUGAUGGUUACUUCUUGACCAUUCGCCAUGGAAGUUACCAGGAUACCAGGGAGGUGGAUCCAAACAUGAGGGAGUGUACAUUCAACGUGCUCACACCUGGGAGACCUUACAUCAUCAACGUGGCAACCAGGAGUGGUCAACUGAACACUUCAGUGUCUGUAAAGGGCCGAACAGUGCCCCUGGCGUUGCGUAGCCUCAGUCUGAGUAGUUCUUCAUCCGACAGCCUCCAGGCAUCAUGGGAAAAGCCUCCAGGGGACAUGGACUCGUACACCCUGAUCCUGCUGCAGGACAGCGUCAUGAUCCAGAACUACAGUGUUCCAGUUGGUUCUUCUUCACUGCUGCUGUCUGGUUUAACACCUGGCGCCCUCUACAGGCUGCAAGCAGCCACUGUUAGUGGUGGCGUGGUUUCUAUGACCACCAGUGUGGACGCACGCACCAGUGAGGCACUCUGA